AUGGGUGGUUAUUAUGAACCUGGUGUGGUAGAAUUACUGUUGACAACGACAUUCAUAAUCUUAGUCCUUGUUUUACUGCCUCUGGGGUGGCUGGGUCUCAUCCUCUGGAACCUUGGUCGGAUUGUAUCCGGUUCAACAAAUGCGAGGAAUGCUGUAUCAGACAUCGGAUCGUCACUAAAUCUGAUUUGGGCAUUACCUCUAUGCAUCGUGAACAAUUUACGGCUUCUUCUGGUGAAGCUUUUACGAGUCUUUUACGCGUACCGAAACAGGCCCGCUCCUAGUAAUAUCGCGAGGCGCCAUUAUACUCGGCCGUUCGCGACCGGGAAAGAGAUCUCCGUAGAUCCGUACCUCCUGCCAGAGGAAGAGCAAUACAUAUACACUCCAAUCAUGGGCGAACACAAGAUCAGACUUUUGGUAAUUCAACCAGGCUCAUUCAAUGAUUGGAUCUGUGGGGACGUCGUGGAGGCCAAUCUCUUGCUGGGGCCGACAUUCGACGCGUUGUCAUAUACCUGGGCAGAUGAGAAGGGCGAUGCAUCACGAUCGGGCAAAAUAUACUGCGUGCCUGACUUUAGCGUCAUUGAGAUCACGAAGAACUGUGACAUGGCGAUCCGACGGUUACGACAUCCCAAGAAGAAACGGCGCAUCUGGAUCGAUGCUGUCUGCAUUAACCAACAGGAUGCUCAGGAGCGAACCCAUCAAAUCGCGCAAAUGUCCAAGAUAUUCACUUCGGCCCGUCGAGUGAUUGCCUACACGGGCGAGGGGACACCUCAGACAGACACCCUGUUUGACUGGCUCAACGGCCUCGACAUAUCGGAGCUGAACGUGCCGCUGAUCGGAGGGUUGGACGAUCUUUCUCACCCUAUAGCCACAAUCAAAGAACCUGCAGACCUUCGGAGAGUGAUAGCCCGUAUUCGGGUUGGGGUAAACGAGAGAAUCAUAAUGGCGGGCAUGUACGGGAAACGUUGCUUCUCCAAAUCACCGCACCAAUCAGGGACAGCCAAUGAGAAAAUAAGCAUUAAGAAAGCGGAGCUUACUAAAUUCGCACUCAUGUAUUGCUCUCGAAGAUGGUUCAAGCGAGUCUGGAUUUUACAGGAGGUGAUACUGCCUGAUCUCCAUCGCACUAGGAUUGUGUGUGGUAGCAGAACCACGACGGCCGAGAGAGCAUUGCAUGCUCUGGGACUGCUAAAAGAAACCGGCGCAGGGAGCAUUCCCCGGAUAUUUGUCGUGAUCCGCAAGCCAACCAUUUUCCCUAAACGGUGUUAUCUCUUGGAUAUCCUCAUGGAGACUAAAGACCACCUAGCCACGGAUCCCCGCGAUAAGAUUUUUGCAGUCCUCAGUCUAUCGCACAGUUUGGAUGGGGGUUCCUUCCCUGAGCUCGAGGCCAAUUACGAGCUGAACGCAGCCCAGGUAUAUACCAGAUACUCCGCCUUCUUCAUCCAGCAUCACGGCCCUGGCUUUUUCCUCGCCUUGAUCCAAUCGCCUCAGAAGCUGCCCGGACUCCCAUCCUGGGCAGCCGACUGGACGGUGCCCUGGCCGAACAGCAGAGCUGUAUCUUUGAGAGACCUCCCCGCGGUAUCAAGACGCACAGAGGAAGAGAAUAGUGGGAAUAUAUUUAGUCAGGAGAACGGCUACGAGAUCUUGACACUUGUUCGCCCACAGAUCCUUCGAGGUUAUUUUACACGAAACGGAGCCCUGACAGGUCUAGAUGGAAUAGAGGUUGAAGAAGUUGGGGGUUUGCUUGAAGACACUGUUCUGGUUGAGAUAUACCCAGGUUUGGCGGCGCUUCUUAGGCAAGAGGAUGAUUAUUAUAUCUUCAUUCAAGUCUGCCCGCAUGCAAUGUUUCAGGAUAGUCUACUUGCGCUAGUCGAGAGAUGGAGUACAGUUGUGGUAGAUGGAAUUGGUCCCGAGGAACUACAGAACCAGGAUUGUCAUCGCUUUGGAUAUCUGGGCUCGGCUAAGCCUUUUAAAAUUCGCCCGAAUCUCACCAUCGACUCCCAUUACAUCUUCUAUGAUAACUACUUCGCCUGCCCCGUCGACACUGCCUACCGCAUCGAGAACUGCUUCGCCUACACAGGCUUCAACAGCAACUACAUCGCGAUUCUCUUAGCUAAAUACCAUUACAGCCGCAGGUGA
Messenger RNA from Aspergillus pseudotamarii, 2133 nucleotides. Its product is annotated as heterokaryon incompatibility protein-domain-containing protein. Bases 1 to 2133 code for a protein of 710 amino acids. NCBI's taxonomy places the organism in Eukaryota, Fungi, Ascomycota, Eurotiomycetes, Eurotiales, Aspergillaceae. The transcript has 2 exons. The record is from RefSeq and is a predicted model, not a curated record.